This is a messenger RNA of Drosophila serrata, 1790 nucleotides long. It is a transcript of the gene Ugt36A1, whose product is annotated as UDP-glycosyltransferase family 36 member A1. Gene Ontology annotation, molecular function: UDP-glycosyltransferase activity. The record is from RefSeq and is a predicted model, not a curated record. NCBI's taxonomy places the organism in Eukaryota, Metazoa, Arthropoda, Insecta, Diptera, Drosophilidae.
UUAGCUCAUAAUGAUCUCGUUAUUAUCAUUAACAAUGGACGAUAAGGUUAUCAACAGAACAAUCGGUCAAGGGAAGCCCCCCUUGAGUUGGGUAACAAAAUUCAUGCUUCAGUUCAUUUGGUGGAAAACAACAGAACGAUGAAAACGUUUCUACGUAGUGAAGUGUUCUUUGUGUUAGCAUUUCUCGCGGGGAUUCCUCACCCAAUUCUGGCUGGUAAUGUUCUGGCCGUUUAUCCGCACUUUGGCUUUAGCCACUUCAAAGUGGUGAUGCCCAUCCUCAAUGAGCUGGCGAGGCGUGGUCAUCGGGUGACAGUGAUCUCAUAUGUGAAGAAUGUUGAAGGGAAAACCCUACCCAACUACGAGGAGCUGCUGAUCUCGGCUGGAGAGGAUCAGUCGAGUACGACCAUUAAUUUGGUUCCACUGACGGAUACGCCCACAAGAUCUCUUGGAGUUCUUAGGGAAUACCUAGCCCUUCAUGAGGAGGGUCAGGAGACUUGUGAGCAUCUCUUUGGCAGCGGUCACAUUGAAACUGUGCUCCAGAGACACCAAAGCAAACCCUAUGAUCUGCUACUCACUGAAUAUUUCAAUUCGGAUUGCCAACUGGUCUUGGCCAAGUUAAUGAAUCUGCCAAUUAUCGGGUUGAGUACGUGUGCUCUGAUGCCCUACUAUUACGAUCGCAUUGAUCUGCCGGAUACACCCUCGUUCAUUCAAUCGGAAUUUGUGGGCUUUGCCGGCAGUCUUAAGUGGCAUGAACGCCUGCUAAACUUUGUUCAAGCCAAGAUGCUAAAGUAUCUGUACAAAUAUCACUCGAAUCCGGCGGAUAACGAAGUUAUUCGAAGGUAUCUCGGAGUGGAAAUCGACGUAGAGGAAGUGGCUCGCAAGCAGACUGCAUUUAUAUUUGGAAAUCAACAUUAUUCCCUAAUGGGCAGUCGUCCUCAGUCAUUGCAAUUUGUGGAAAUUGGUGGAGUUCACAUAACACAAAAGGCGGAAAAGCAAUUACCGGAAGAAAUCACUAGGUUCCUUAAUCAAUCAGAAAAGGGUGUAAUCUUCAUAAGCUGGGGCUCCAUGGUCCGUGCCUCUAGCAUUGAUAAUGAGAAACUGGCAGCCAUGUUGCAGGUUCUACAAGGAUUACCCUUGAGGAUCAUAUGGAAAUGGGAAGAGGAUGAGAAGGUGAAGACACCCAAAGUGGAUUCCUCGAAAUUUCUAUGUAAAUGGGCACCACAGUUGGCUUUACUUUGUCACCCCAAAGUCAAGUUAUUUUGGACCCAUGGCGGUCUCUUGGGCACUACGGAAUCCGUACACUGUGGCAAACCCAUGCUUGUUACUCCCAUUUAUGGCGAUCAAUUCUUAAAUGCAUUUUCUGUGCAAAAUCGAGGAAUGGGUCUUAAGUUGGACUAUGAGGAGAUGAAUGUUGAUAACCUAAAGCAAGCUUUUAAUGAGCUUAGCAAAGUCAGUUACACUGAGAAUUCUAUACAAAUCUCAAAAGUUUUCAAUCAACGACAGCAAACGCCUUUAGAAUUGGCCGUUUGGUCAGUGGAACAUGUCAUACAACAUGGCUUUGUGGCCAGUAAGCUACUGCAAUCUCCAGGAAUUGAGCUAAAUGGUUUUAUCUAUCACUCUUUGGAUAGUAUACUCUUGAUAUUGCUUUCCCUUACUCUCCUAAUCCUACUUUUAAGCUACUUUUGUUGUAAAAAGAACAAACCAAAGCAGCUAAGAAAGAAAUCAAAGACAUCUUAGCAAAAUUGAUGUUAAAAAUAUAAAUAUAUGCAUUAAGUUAAUAGUUAAAUUAA